Messenger RNA from Camponotus floridanus (Florida carpenter ant), 1701 nucleotides. RefSeq names its product protein spaetzle (gene spz). The record is from RefSeq and is a predicted model, not a curated record. Gene Ontology annotation, biological process: regulation of Toll signaling pathway; innate immune response; central nervous system formation. NCBI's taxonomy places the organism in Eukaryota, Metazoa, Arthropoda, Insecta, Hymenoptera, Formicidae. Gene Ontology annotation, molecular function: growth factor activity; Toll binding. Gene Ontology annotation, cellular component: extracellular region. Bases 222 to 1178 code for a protein of 318 amino acids. The transcript is spliced from 6 exons.
AAAUAAAUUCUCUCUAUUUCUCUCUCUCUCUUUCUCUCUCUCUCUCUCUCUCUCUCUCUCUCUCUCUUUCUCUGUCCGUGGCGAAGGCGUACUUCAAAUUAUCGGAAUCGCGUGGACAGAUCCAGUGGAACGCGAACGUUCGCGCGCGUCGAUCGUCUCGUUGAUUGGAUUGUGUGAUUCGUGGAAUAUACCAUCUGUCUGUUGCAGGAGGCCGCGCUGAAAUGACACCGAGUGUUCUUUGGACGAGAUGGAGAAUGUACCUGAUGCUCGUCCUGAUGUGUCAGACGGCGCAACGAGUCCAAAGUCAUCCUCACGCUUCCACGAAAGCAUCGCAGGACAUCAAGAGUUCCUCGACGCAGGAUGUAUCGAUCUCAAAGAUAAUCGAGACGGCGUACAAUAGAAAGGAAUUAUUGCGAAGGGAAGAAUGGUUGCGGCGAACUGACGAUCGCCUGGUGACCAGAUCAUUGGACUCGGAUAUCUCGAAUGAAUCGGAGUAUCUGAAUGAUGGAAUCGCUUCGCUUGGCGAGAGGAAAUUGUUGGAAGCGACGAGUACGGAUGUGUCGACGACGCGAACGGACGCAGAUGAGAAGAUCGUUUUCCCAGACGGCUCAAACAGAGUCUCGUCGAUACCGUCGACAUCGACGACAGCGCCAGCCUGCUACAAGGAUGCAUUCUGCGAGAACGUCGCCGAUUAUCCCAGGCAACUAGUGAGCGCGGCGAUAGCGCGGAAUGUCAGUCUCAGGUUCCUGGAAAGCAUCGAUCCGAUGCUCGUCGAACAAAGAAUAGAUGUAUCAGAAGUACCUCUUUGCCAAUAUACCGACCAAGUGGUGUAUCCACAGUCCGCGCAAAACAAGGAGAAACAGUGGCUGUUCAUCGUAAAUCAGGAGGAUUUGAAGCAGGGAAUACGCAUCGAGGUUUGCUUGAACGAGGGCCAGGAGUGCAAUAUGAUUCAGGGAUUCGCUGAAGGUUACAAGACGAGCUGUAAGCAGAAGUAUAUCUAUCGAGAAUUGGCGGCAGUGGGCAACAACGGUAACAUCAUCAAGGACCAAUUCCGCUUCCCGUCGAGCUGUUGCUGUCACGUCAAGUUCGUCGGUGAUCCCUCCGUCAGGCUGGGAGCAGAUGUACGCUCCUUCCAUCGAAACACCACGGUCGCAUCGAAAGCACAAUGGAGGCCGUAAAGAAAAUAAUCGCAGAAAAAAAAUCGUAACGUGAUACUCGUUAAAGCGUAUUUUACACGAUGUUUCUUUUUUUUCUUAUCAAUAAAAAAUCACGUUAAAAUAUUGUCAUAAAAUAAAAUAAGUCAUUUAAAUGAGUCAUUUUUAGAUAUGUAUUGUAAUAUCAUUCUCUAGCGCGCUUCUCACGCUUAUUUAAAAGAAACAUCGGUAUAUUGUACGCUUUAAAUAUAGCGUUCCAUAUAGCAUCCUAUGUUCAAAAAAAACCAUUAACCGGACAUCUUGAAGAUGUCUAAUUGCCCAAAGAUAUCUUCUAGAUACCUUUUGAACAUUUUUUGGAUAUGCAUGCUAUGUGGGAUAUUCUCUUCUGACGAUACGUCGAGAGAAUUCGUUAUAUACGCCUAUCUGGACUUUUACCAGCUUCCAAGAGUUUAACGAUGAUACUAAUAGAGGUGUCUCUAUUCUACAAGAGAUGCAGUUUUUAUAUAAAUAUCGCAAAUGCUCUUCUAUAUUUUUAAAUACAAACAUU